Syngnathus typhle (broad-nosed pipefish) is the source of this 3847-nucleotide messenger RNA. It is a transcript of the gene alpk2, whose product is annotated as alpha-kinase 2. The coding region runs from base 119 to 3724 and encodes 1201 amino acids. The record is from RefSeq and is a predicted model, not a curated record. Gene Ontology annotation, molecular function: protein serine/threonine kinase activity; ATP binding. The transcript has 11 exons. Gene Ontology annotation, biological process: protein phosphorylation. Lineage: Eukaryota; Metazoa; Chordata; Actinopteri; Syngnathiformes; Syngnathidae.
CACAUUUGAAGGAAAGUUCACCCUCAAGUGGUGCAUCACAGCUUUAAAUCGUCAAGACCGUCUAUGGGAGAGGAGGAGGCAGACGGCAAUGUAGGAGGUGUGAAAACCAGCUGGAUCGAUGGAUCUGACGCUGAUCGCCGCAGACGAACAAAGACAGUCACCGACUGUGAUGCCUGAGUCUCAAAUUAGUCAGGAUUCUGGCUAUUUUUCUCUUUUGGACCAAUCAGAACCCCCGCUACCCUACCUACCUGGGGGGCUUAUCUCGCAUGUUUCUGAGAUUUGCACUGAACCCAUUCACAUACCAGAUACAAGAAACCUAUUCAGGAUGGAGUCGCCAACUCUGGAGAGUUCCAGCGCCUCUGGCCUCAGUUCCAAGCGCCGUCAGACCGACUAUCAGAGGUCGUUGUCAGACAGCUCGGACACUGACUCAGCCACAGGCUUCAUGUCGGACUUGUACAUCUUUGAAAAUGAGACUCGGGACUUUGUCCUGAGUGCAGCUGCGCCGCAGAACAGACUAUUUGAUAAUAAUCAUGACGCCUCUCCCAUUGUGUGCUGUGAUUCAGCCAAGAGCGGGACACACAGUCCCACCACGUAUAAAGACUGGGUGACGGCAGAGUCUGAGUCAGGGCUAAAGCCACCUGCUGAGGUCACCCGGAUCACUCCGCGAACACCGAGGAGCGUCAGUCCUAUUGAGUUGUGGGUGGAUGCCUGCCAGUAUCUGGAUAAGACGGAUGUUUUACCGACUUGCGCUUCCAGCGACUUAUCUUUGGAAGAUAUUUGGGGGUCGGGUUACAGCAGUGACGGGAUUGGGUGGGGCAGAGAUGACAACAAGGGUUGGAGGCCGCCAGUGGAGAGGUGGUCCUCAGUGGAGAGCUGGGCCAGCGCACUCUCUGACUGGAACGUCAUCGGCACACCAAGGCAGGAGCUCACGACCGCUUUCUCAGAGAUAGGAGCCGAGAUAGACGCCUUGACUGAAGCGCUAGCCGACAUUAAGCCCAAUAACGAGACAGACGGAAGGAUGGGAGUCCAGGAUAAGCCAAUGGGAGAAACCAUCCAAGAGCAAUCCAUCCAGGAAUGCUUCACUUUCCAACCAGAAAUUAGAGAUGAUGUCCAAUCUCUUGAAAAGUCAACAACUGACAAUCAAUUUAAACCAAAGGAACCUGCCGUAAACAACUUUGCACACGAGAACCAAUCGCUGGUUCCACUUGGCUGUGGCUUGAACAGCCUCAUCCCUGCAUGGACUCCGAUUGAGGAAACGGACCUUCCUCAAUUCAUCCAGUUUUCAGGGACAGAAGACAAGAUCGUACUGAAGAUAGUAGAGGACGUAGAUGAGCCUGAACAACCUGCUGAGCUGAAAACUGAACAGUUGUCAGGAGAUGGGUGGUUUAAGGUGACAGAGGAUCACAGCGUCUCCCAGCCCGACCCUCCACCCAAUCAGUGCAAAGAUUCGAUCACCGAUUCAACAGAUAUUGACUGUAAUGGACUCGGAGCUUCUGAGGAAGACGCAAUGAACCCGCAUGUGCCAGUGUUUAAUGGUGGCGGGCAUGCGGCACCUGACACUCUGACAGACCCCGGUGGAGCAAGCCAGGGUGGGUGUCCCAACUUUAUUCUGCCCGUUGCUCCUCUUGAGGUCAGGUCUGCCCUGGAGUAUCGCAGGAGUAGUUUGGAAGGACAUCAAUUGAGGACUUUCAAUAAUGCCCAUGCUCGAACGUGGACUCUAUGGCCGCUGUGCCACGAGGCGGCGACAGACGAGGAGGUUCACGGACUCUAUAAAGAACUUUCCAACAUGACAGUUAUCCCGGAGAAGAACCACACCGUUCUCGAUGAGUCGUAUGUUUCCAACACAGCAAAAGUAAGCAACCAAGACGCUGCGGCUAAAUCAAAACCGAAUCAUGGGGCAUCAGGAAAGACGGCCCAUAAGAGCGAGGGCAAACACCGCUGCAAGAAGGACAAAUCCACCGUCCAUCAUCAGAGCACUACUGCUCCCAAGAAAGAGGAGAACUCAGCUCACCUCACAAUCGGCAGACCAAAAGAAACCCUUGGAAAUUCAAGUUGUCAGCUUGUUGAAGAGAAGACGUUGGUUGCCGACACUGCCAAGUCGCACAGCAAGAAGAAAAAGAAACACCACCACAAUGCGAGCGGGGCGAAGACUGCAGCAGAGCCUCCGGUCGAGACGGAGCUUCACGCAAAAGCGAAGAGUGCUAAAGGACGGAUUGAAAUGUUCGAGGCCAAGAUGAGCACCGAACACGGCAAAUCACACAAGGACGGAAGGGAUAAUAAGCACCUAGAAGUUUCGAAACCCUCCCGGGGAGAACACAUUCACCAAAACGCAGAACACAAAAAUAUCCGUGAACCGGCUAAUGAUGAUCUCUUUAAAAAGCGUCGCCUGUCCAAGGAUAAAUUUGCAAAGCUUUUGGACUCAAAGGCGAGUGUUUCUGUUCCGGUGAAGGUGGCUGAGAGACAGAAGAUGGAUGUCAAAGCGCCAAGCAAGAAAGCAUCCAGCGAGGUGGUCAAACACACCAUAAGUACACACAAGGAAGAGCCGAAGGUAACACAACCUAUCCAGCCGGCGUCCAUGAGCGCCGAACCACAAAGUCUGAGUCUGUGGUGUCAGUUUGGUGCCAUCUCGGGCGAGCACACCAUCACUUGGAAGCGAGAAGGUGCUGUCCUUGCGGAAGUCAAGCGAAGUGCAGGGGAUGCCAGUCGUGCAUCCUUGACCAUCCCCAACGCCUCCCACAAAGACCUGGGCAAGUACCAGUGCUGUCUUAGCAGUUCGCAAGGCUCCGCCACGCUCGACUACGUGCUCACUUAUGAAGUGCUCCGUGAGAUUGUAAUCCCUCCGCCGCCAAACAUCACACCCGUCGCCGUUGAUGUGGGCUCAGAGGUGGAGGACGUCCAGUGUUCCCAGCUGCUCUUCAAAGACCACUUCCUUUCUGAGCAGUACUUCAGCGAGAAUCAGUCCAUGAGCAUCGUCACAGAGAAAGCCCACUUUGGGGAGGGCAUGCACCGGCGGGCGUUUCGCACCAGGCUGCGCAGCGAUGGGGCGCCCCUCCUGCUGGCAGGACCCUCAUGCGUGCUGAAGGUGCACAACUCCAUCAGCUACGGGACCAAGAACAAUGACGAGCUGGUUCAAAGGAAUUACACUUUGGCUGUUGAAGAGUGUCACGUUCAGAACACGGCUCGAGAGUACAUCAAAGAGUACACCGACAUCGCCCAGUCCAUCGCCGCCUUCGGAGAAGUCCCGGAGAUCAUUCCCAUCUACCUGGUUCACCGGCCGUCCAGCGACAUCCCCUACGCCACGCUUGAGGAGGAGCUGAUAGGCGACUUUGUCAAGUAUUCAGUGAAGGAUGGAAAAGAGAUCAAUCUGUUGAGGCGGGACUCGGAAGCCGGACGCAAGUGUUGCACCUUCCAGCAUUGGGUUUACCAACGGACAGAUGGAAACCUGCUUGUUACUGACAUGCAAGGGGUCGGAAUGAAACUCACUGAUGUUGGAAUAGCCACCUGCAAGAAAGGCUACAAGGGCUUCAAGGGCAACUGCGCCACUUCGUUCAUCGAGCAGUUCAAAGUUCUGCACCAGUGCAACGCGUACUGCGAGAUCCUUGGCCUGACCUCCCUGCAACCCAAAGUGGCCAAAAAAACAGCUUGCACUCCCAGAAGCAAAGCACAGCCUUCAACAGGAUCCAAAAAGAAAAUAUUUGGGCCCACUUUGAAGGCCAAGUCUUAACACCAGGAAACACUUGGACUUGAUUUGUGGUCUUGAACUUGUCUUAUACACUGACUUUUCUUUUUUACUUUUGUGAUGUUUCCAAGCGUGUGUGUUCAUUAAAUUAAUGAACUGGUUAAUUAA